AUGGACGAUUGGGGAUGUAUGGCUGAAGAAGAUUUAUUUUUUUCUGCCGGUGGGGCUAAAUCAUUAGAAGAGCUUGUAGAGUCGUUAGUAUCAAAAUCAGAUUCAGCAGAAGAUCUCAACCAACCGCGGGUUUUUGCGCUUGCUAAUGGUGUCUCAGAAAACGUUGAGGUGGUAUCCUACGCUCGGGACCGACCAACCAAUGGGUUUGCACCAAAAAUACUGAAAAAACAAACGGGCCUAUUUGCAAACAACAUUCAGCGCCCAAAUCUCAAACGUGUGACAUUUGAGGUGGAGAAGUUUGCAGCCGAUGAGUGCAGUGACAGUUCAGAACGGGAAAAUGCACGAACAAGGCUUGCUGUUAAGCUUGGUGCUAAGCCACUCAAGAAACCGUACGUGAACUAUAAAAACCUGAAAGCCGAAAUUGCGGCUAAAAAAUUAAGUUCACCACAAAACGAAAAACAUUCAGCUUUGCUGGCACUGAAGACUCCAGCGCUUAAAAAGAAGGGUUUAAAAGCAAAAAAAAGUAGAAAAUAGAGUUCUCACAUUAAAAGCAUGCAAUCUUCUGCAAAACUUCUGUUAGCUAAACUUUUGUGUUUAGCGAUUGCUAUUGGGGUGGUCUGCAUCGUCAAUAUCGGUGACAACCGUACCGGUACAACACUGUAUCAGUCGGUGUAA
Molecule: messenger RNA, 675 nt
Organism: Enterobius vermicularis (human pinworm)
Lineage: Eukaryota; Metazoa; Nematoda; Chromadorea; Rhabditida; Oxyuridae
Source: the annotation of a GenBank genome assembly